Molecule: messenger RNA, 1392 nt
Organism: Entrophospora candida
Lineage: Eukaryota; Fungi; Glomeromycota; Glomeromycetes; Entrophosporales; Entrophosporaceae
Source: the annotation of a GenBank genome assembly
AUGCCAAAAGAAAUUCAGAAAACAAAAAAACCUAUCGCUGCUCCAUAUCCUGCUGUUCCUUUAAAAGAAACAAAUAAAAACAUUCAAGCACCUUUAAAACUAAACUUGAGUAGAAUAGCACAUUCUGGCGACGUUCAGUUAUCUGAUGAACAGAAUCAAAUCCUCAACUUAGCUGUUAACAGUCAUAAUAGUAUUUUUUAUACCGGUUCUGCAGCAACCGAAACGGAAUUGCACAGAAAAAUCAUCAAGUUUAAAAGUUUAGUUGAUAGAUGGAGAAGAAUAAAAGUUCUUGUUGUUGACGAAGCAAUGGAAGAAAAUAAUAAUUCAUACGAGAAAAAUGAAAAUCCAAAUGCUUCAAAUACAAGAGUAAUUCCAACUAAUUUUCUAGAUCUACUUAAUAAUACUCUUGACGAUGUUGAUUUAGUUCAUUUGUUAGCUGAAACUUCCAUAAAAGUAAUCCCUAAAUUUACUGCUGCAACUUUAACUGUAGCUCCACAUUUAUGGCAAAAUUUGGAACAAGAAUGGAGUGAAUUUAAUCAAGAUUUAAGACUUACCAGCGGAAUUGGUCCUCGAAAUCAUGCACUUCCACCAACUUUACGUGCUAAAGUAGAAGCUAACCUGCAUUAUGUCAAUCGAGACUAUCCCAAAGCUAUUGAGGUGCUUCAAGAGGUAAUAAAAAUUGAUCCAAACAUUCAUUCUGCUUGGUUUAUGCUUGGAACAAUACAAGAUGAAAUUGGAUGUCUGGAAAAGGCCUUACAAUUGUAUUUGGUUGCUGCCCAUCCAACACCUCAUGAUGCCAUAAGAUAUGAUCCUAAUGAUGUGGGAUGGUCUAUGCCCUAUGCUGAAAUUGGAGAAUACAAAAAGGCAAUUGAUGAUGCUGAAGCAGAAGGCAGUUUUGGAUAUCCAGAAAUUAAUAUUACGGCAGAACUCUAUAUGCUCAUAAAUGAUUUCGGUAGUGCAAUAGAGUUCAUUAAAUGUGGAGUCAGAUGGCUUCAAGGAAGAGAGGAUGAAACAUGCACUAGACAUCAAGGAGUUUUUAGUAGUGGUAGUUCAAAUGCACCAUUACCAUUGAAAUUAAGAUUACAUUUAAAUUAUCUCAAGUUAUAUGAUGUUAAGCAAUGCAUUGAUUUAUAUUAUGAGGUGGCUGAAACUUAUGCCGAAAAAGGGUUAUUUGAAGAUGCAUUGACAAUAUACGAAGCUAUAUUGCUUAAUUCCGAGACAAAUAAUCCAAAUGUGUGGAUGAGAGUGGGAUUAUAUCAUAGAGAACUAGAGAAUUUUGAAAAUGCUGCAGAAUAUUUUACCACCGUUAUUGAAGAUUCACCAGAUAAUUUAGAUGCUAAAAUAUCACUUGCAGAGACUUAUGAAUUUUUAGGAGAAAAUGAACUGCAUUAG